Messenger RNA from Parasteatoda tepidariorum (common house spider), 1373 nucleotides. RefSeq names its product nuclear distribution C, dynein complex regulator (gene nudC). Gene Ontology annotation, biological process: protein folding. Gene Ontology annotation, cellular component: cytoplasm. The record is from RefSeq and is a predicted model, not a curated record. Lineage: Eukaryota; Metazoa; Arthropoda; Arachnida; Araneae; Theridiidae.
CUAAAGUAUUCUUAAUUUUAUGAGGUUUUUUUGUUGGCAGCAGCGUAACUUUCCACUAGCAGAAUCUUGAAAUUUCGAUCUGUUAUUAUUGGAGAUUUUCGAUAUUUAUGUUUAUUUUGAAUUUAAUAUAAUAAAUACAUCUAGUAAACAGAACGUAAGUAGGCUAGCUGAAUUUAAAGAUUGUGUUUUUAUAACCAAAAGUUGCACAUAAACUAUUUAUCAUGAGUGAUGAAGAUAAGUUUGACGGCAUUUUGCUGGCUAUGGCACAACAGCAUGAAGGUGGUGUGCCUCAAUUAUUGGAAACCAUUUUCAGUUUUUUACUCCGAAAAACAGAUUUCUUCACUGGUGGUGCACCAGGUGCUUGUAGAAAAAUGCUUUUAGAAAAAUUUUCAAAAUUUGAAAGUAUGGCUUUAGAGGAAUCUAGGAAAAAAGAAGCAGAGAAAGAAGAAGCCGAAAGGAAAAGGAAAGAGCGCCUCACUCGCAAAAAGGAAGAGGAAGAAAAAAUGCAAGUGGAUGACAAUCGAGUGACAGAGUUAACAGACGAAGAAGCAGAAAAACUACAAAAAGAAAUGGAUGAAAAAAAAGCAAAAGCUCUUGCUAAGAAUUCUGAAGUUGUAGAAAAUGGUGAAAAAGAAAAUUCCUCUGACAAUAAGGCCUCAGAUGAUGAAGAGGAUGAAGCAGACAAAGGAAAAGUCAAACCUAAUGCUGGAAAUGGGUGUGAUUUACCGAAUUAUAGAUGGGUACAGACUCUCUCUGAAGUAGAGUUGAAAGUUCCUGUACCUGCCAACUUCAAGAUUAAAGCAAGAGAUGUAGUUGUUGAUAUUGCAAAAAAACACCUAAAAGUUGGACUUAAAGGUCAUCCUCCUAUAAUCGAUGGGGAGUUAUUUAAUAACAUAAAAGUAGAAGAGUGUUGCUGGAUUAUGGAAGAUAGUAAGACUAUUGCAAUUACCUUAGAAAAAAUCAAUAAAAUGGAAUGGUGGAAUAAACUAGUUUUAACUGAUCCUGAAAUCAACACCAAGAAAGUUAAUCCUGAACCAUCUAAGCUGUCAGAUUUAGAUUUAGAGACAAGAGGGAUGGUUGAAAAAAUGAUGUAUGAUCAAAGGCAAAAGGAAAUGGGAUUACCUACUUCCGAAGAACAGAAAAAACAGGAUGUUCUUAAAAAGUUUAUGGAAGCUCAUCCGGAAAUGGACUUUUCAAAAUGCAAGUUCUCGUGAUUAAAGCUUGUUUAUAUAUUUGCAUUCAAUUUUUGUACAGUUAGUUGGAACUUCAAGUUUUCACAAAAUUGUGAUUUAUGUAAUGUAGUCAACAAGAAUGUUAGUCAUAAUUCUAUGCACAUAUGUUUUCUUUUUGAUAAAUAAACUGAUGCAACAGUA